Messenger RNA from Homarus americanus (American lobster), 774 nucleotides. RefSeq names its product cleavage and polyadenylation specificity factor subunit 6-like. The transcript has 2 exons. NCBI's taxonomy places the organism in Eukaryota, Metazoa, Arthropoda, Malacostraca, Decapoda, Nephropidae. The record is from RefSeq and is a predicted model, not a curated record. Bases 1 to 774 code for a protein of 257 amino acids.
AUGGUGGGUAGCGGACGGGCCAUGUUGGGUAGUGGACGGGCCAUGGUGGGUAGUGGGUGGGCCAUGGAGGGCAGUGGGCGGACCAUGGAGGGCAGUGGGCGGGCCAUGGAGGACAGUGGGCGGGCCAUGAUGGGCACUUGGAGGGCCAUGGAGGACAGUGGGUGGGUCAUGGAGGACAGUAGGUGGGCCAUGGAAGACAGUGGGAGGACCAUGGAGGACAGUGGGAGGACCAUGGAGGACAGUGGGAGGACCAUGGAGGACAGUAGACAGGCUAUGGAGGGCAGUGGGCGGAUCGUGGAGGGCAGGCAGUGGGUGGGCCAUGGAGGACAGUGGGCGGCCAUGGAGGGUAGUAGGUGGACCAUGGGGGGCAAUGGGUGGGCCAUGGAGGGCAGUGGGCGGGCUAUGGAGGGCAGGUUGGCUUCCUCCAUGCCCGUGCCUGGCCCCUCCAUGCCCGUGCCUGGCCCCUCCGUGCCUGGCCCCUCCAUGCCUGGUCCCUCCAUGCCUGGCCCCUCCAUGCCCGUGCCUGGCCCCUCCAUGCCUGGCCCCUCCAUGCCUGGUCCCUCCAUGCCUGGCCCCUCCAUGCCCGUGCCUGGCCCCUCCACACCCACGCCUGACCCACUCGUGUUCCCUGGACCCCUGGUUGCCACACCCAGGGAAUGUGUGGUCACCAGCACGAUGCACGGCCAGCCAGCCCCGCGGCGUGUGGCGCAUCACAGACGCCAGGGUGUCUGCUGUGUGAAUGACGUCACUAUUGUCUGGCUACCACCCCCAUGA